Panthera uncia (snow leopard) is the source of this 1121-nucleotide messenger RNA. It is a transcript of the gene SHISA8, whose product is annotated as shisa family member 8. Gene Ontology annotation, cellular component: postsynaptic density; dendritic spine membrane; AMPA glutamate receptor complex. The transcript is spliced from 5 exons. NCBI's taxonomy places the organism in Eukaryota, Metazoa, Chordata, Mammalia, Carnivora, Felidae. The coding region runs from base 1 to 810 and encodes 269 amino acids. The record is from RefSeq and is a predicted model, not a curated record. Gene Ontology annotation, biological process: regulation of short-term neuronal synaptic plasticity; regulation of AMPA receptor activity.
AUGGCCUCUGAGUGCCAGCUGCCUGGUCCUGACCUGGCGCUGAGGUGGUGGGAGGGCUGGCCUUGGGUAGGCCAAGGCCUGGCCAGUGGGGAAGCAGGAGGUUGGGGGGACUGCCUCUCAUCACUCUUCCCCCACAGGACACUGACAGAACUUCUGAAGCAGCCGGACCCCCAGGAGCCGCUGCCUCCACCUCUGGGCCCACCUCUGGGUAGCUGUGUCCAGGUGCAGAUGGGGGAUGGCCUCCCCAGGGGCUCCCCCAAGAACACAGACAAGAAACGCCCCAACAACGUGCCCCUGGGGUCAGCGACACCAGGACCCCUGCGUGGCCCCAGGCUGCAGGACGGCGGCAGCAUGACGCUGCAGAGGGACUACGCCAAGUACGCCACCCUCAAGGCAGCCGCGCUCAAGGCCGCAGAAGCCACCCCGCCGGACUUCUACCAGCGGUUCCCCGCGACCGAACCUGCCCCGCUGACCGUCCCGGCGCGGCCCCAGCGGCCCCGCGAGGACUUGCCGGCGCUGCUCGACGCCUGCCCCUGGGCCCCGCCGGGCUACGCGCCCCCCGCCGGCCUUGCUCCUUCGGGCCACUACAAGGCCUGGAUCGCCGGCCGCCUGGCCCGGCCCGCCCCCCGCGGCCACCUGGCGGCUCAGGCCUCCCCCGCACCCCGGCGGCCCGGCCACGCGCCCCGGCGCCAGUUCAGCGUGGAGAAGCCGCCCGAGGCCUUCGGCCCGCAGCCCCCUGGACUUUACGGCAGUGCAGGCCGCGGGCCCCGGCACCUGAGCACUAACAGCAAAGCUGAGGUCACCGUGUGAAGACAGCCGCUGGUUCUCCCGAAUCAUCGCAAUCUCCGGGGCGCCCUCAUCUGCCUGGAGGCCGCCGUGGGCCGGUUCCCGGGGCCCAUACCGUGGGGGAGGAGAGGCGCCGGCCGUGCCUGCCCUCAUGCCUGCCCAAACUGGACUGGGGCCUUGGAGCCUGCAGGGCUAAGAAGGGGCCCGCUGGGUGAGGCCAGUGGUUCUGUCCUUGGGGCCUUAGGGCCAGGGUUCCUCGUGUAAAUAUAAAGCCUUUUCUGUGGCUCCCAUCCCUGAGAAUAAAGGAGCCCCAGCCUGGCUCUGAGAGGCACGGA